UCACAGUCAGUUUUGAGUUUGAGUGUUUGACAGUUUAUUUGCAAAAAAAUACUUUCAGUUUGCGUUUGGUCUUUUUAUUUGAUCAAACAUUUGGAUUGUCUACUGAUUUUUGCUUUAUCAUUUUCUGAACGGUUAUAAUGGGUGACUUCAAUCCUUAUGAUGACAAUGGAGGUACCGUGGCAGCCAUUGCUGGACAGGAUUAUGUUCUCGUUGCGUGCGACAGCCGAUUGAGCACAGGAUCCACAAUUUUGUCUCGCGUAACACCGAAAAUCUAUCCGCUCUCGAAGCAAACUGUCUUCGCCUGCGCAGGGUUCCAUGCUGAUGUCUUGACGUUGGUGAAAAAUCUCGAAGUUCGCAUGAAAUUGUUUGUCCAUGAGCAUGGCGAGGAGAUGUCGACGAAAGCCAUGAUGGCGCUGAUGCUGCCCACUUUGUACGGACGCAGAUUCUUCCCGUUCUAUGUUCGACCGAUCGUUGCUGGUUUGGAUCGCGAUGGACGCGGUCUCGUCGCCUCUUAUGAUCCUGUUGGUACACCGGAAUUUUUCGACUACGUUAUUCAAGGCAGCGCGGAAAAUCUUGUGCAUCCUUUCCUACAUAAUCAGAUCGGAAUGAAGAGGACGCUGAGUGAUGUGCCGAUUCAGGCUCCGCCUGAACUGACGAUGGAAAAGGCCAUCAAACUGAUUAAAGAUUCAUACCUGGCGGCGGCGGAACGGGAUGUCUAUACGGGCGAUACGGUUACGAUCAUGGCACUGACCAAGGAUGGCACCAAUUUCAUCGAUUAUCAGUUGCGCCGUGAUUGAUGCUACUUGUUUCUCAUGAUUUGUUUUCUAUUAAUUUUGAUAAUGUGCAACAAUAGCGGAAAGAGUGCCGUUUAUGGCGUUUCAUCGGUACCAUGCAUUCAUUCAUUAAUUAUUACUAGUUCCAAUAUUUUGUCGAAGUUAAUAAAAGUCUACUGCAUGCA
This is a messenger RNA of Paramacrobiotus metropolitanus, 958 nucleotides long. Its product is annotated as proteasome subunit beta type-1-B-like. Gene Ontology annotation, cellular component: proteasome core complex. Bases 138 to 797 code for a protein of 219 amino acids. NCBI's taxonomy places the organism in Eukaryota, Metazoa, Tardigrada, Eutardigrada, Parachela, Macrobiotidae. The transcript has 6 exons. The record is from RefSeq and is a predicted model, not a curated record.